Molecule: messenger RNA, 1662 nt
Organism: Aplysia californica (California sea hare)
Lineage: Eukaryota; Metazoa; Mollusca; Gastropoda; Aplysiida; Aplysiidae
Exons: 5
Coding region: 166-750 (194 amino acids)
Source: RefSeq, a predicted model, not a curated record
GCAGCCUCAGAACAUAUUUUUGUCCUUUCACUUCAACCAAAAACCUCUUGAAUGUAGGCCUUGUUCCAUAGACAGAAUUCUGUAUAAAACCCAGGCGAAAGUAAGCGUUACACCAACACUACUGGAAGAACUGAGCAGAUCUCUCAAGUACAGAAAUAAACAGGCAUGAUGAACAUCGUUGUGGUUUUGACGUGCAUUGUGGGCGUGUCCCUGGCAGCUCCAACCUUUGACCCUUGCGCCGACAAGCUGAAGACAAUGCAAAAGUGUUUCAUUGACAAUGGCAUUCCUUCGGAAGAGGUAAAUGCCAUGAUCAAGGCUGUUUCAAUCGGCGACGUGGCAGGAAUGAACAUCACCAACUACUGUGGCGACAGAAAAGAUUCGUUUCUGAAUGCCACUAAAUGUAUGAGGGACGCUGUAACGAUGUGUUCUCCAAACAAUCUUAUAGCUUCUCUAGAAGUCGAUUACUCGAAAUACAUGGAUGGACUGUGUAAUGACAAAAACAUCAAACUUGAAUGCCUGUCUGUCGUAUCAAAGCCAGGAAUGGAAGAUGCAUUUAACAAAUGUUUCUCGGUCAAAAUUGCUCAACAGGGCAAUUCGACCACGGUGAGUGCAUGUGAUCAAGGAAAAAUCGCUUCGUCUUGCUUAGAGGCGGCGAUGAAGGAGUGCGACGCGCAUACUGCUGAAUUCUACCAUACUUUUCUGCAGAGCACAGUGGAACAAGUGUGCAAAGAGACGAUUGUUUUUGGCUAGAUUUGAGAGCAUGCCUUGAAAUUGAAGGAUCUGAGCUACUACACUGUAAAGGGGACUAACAAGAAAGCUUGGCAUAAUGAACUUACCCAGUUGAAAUCAUUGAGGACGUGCAUUCUGGUCAUUCGAACGCUUGAAGACGCCCUGUUUUGGAGAACUAAAAGAAGAACUUAGUUAUAUUCAUAUUGAUUAGAUUUUUUUUCAGUUCAGUUUUCUUUACCUGAGACUUAAAUAUUCAAAUCCGUGUUGUUAGCUUGUGUAAAUAGGUUUGAAUUGUGCCAUAAUUUGGCGUCCUCUACACCUUUCAAAUUUUUUAAAGUAUCUUUUCAGGGCCCAACACCAGUUUUUGUAGUUUAAACUUUUACUAAGCGCUAAAUGUUUUUAUUUAAAAAAUCAAUUAGAGUUUUGAUCCGCAAGAGGAGAUUCGUUUUGACUUUGUGCGAUUUCAAUCAGCUUAGUUUGGGGUAUUUUUGAGAAUAAAAAAGUAUACAUAAUAAUUGCUGACAAAUAUUAUAAUGUUCAAUGAUUACUCGCCCGAAGUAAUCACUACUGUUCAUUCUUUUCUUUACUCACGCCUUUUCGUCAUAAUCUGCCUCUACUUUGUAAAGUCGUGCCUUACAUUGAAUAACAUGACUUCAAGAGUUUCCUUCGAUAUUUGCAGGAUACAAAACAAUUUUUCGCUAUAGAAAUAGUAUGGUGUAUGUUGAGAACCAACGCAAAAUAGGAAAAAGACUGGAAAAUAAUCAAGCUGUUUGUUGUACCCCGCAGUUUGUUUUGCUCUAUUUGUGACUGAUGAAUUGAACGGAAACAUAAAAUAUCAUAUGUGUAUUAAAAGCCAUAACAUUCAGAAUAACAUCUAGAAAAUGAAAGAACAAUUAUUUAAGGAAUAAACGAACCAAUUCGAAACUCGAAAAA